Molecule: messenger RNA, 696 nt
Organism: Metopolophium dirhodum (rose-grain aphid)
Lineage: Eukaryota; Metazoa; Arthropoda; Insecta; Hemiptera; Aphididae
Exons: 5
Coding region: 1-696 (231 amino acids)
Source: RefSeq, a predicted model, not a curated record
AUGAAGGCGUACCAAGUGCUUUAUGUAUUAAAACCCGCAGUGGAAGAAGAACUGGUGAGAUUAGAAAAGGAAGGGGUAAUAUCUCAUGUGGUAACAAAUCAAUAUCCAUUACCAAGAAUAGACGAUGUAUUUAAUAAUUUAACAGGACAAUUUUUCACGGUAAUCGAUUUAUCGGAAGCAUAUUUACAACUUCAGGUAGCAUCGUCGAGACGUCAUUUUUUGACUGUAAAUACUCAUAAAGGAUUAUAUCAAUUUAAUAGACUUUGUUACGGUAUAGCAUCAGCUCCUAGUAAACUUCAAGCGGUAAUGGAAAAUAUUUUAAUUGGGCUAGAAAAUAUUAAGUGUAUUUGGAUUAUAAGUGGAAAGUCCAUCGAUAAUUGUAAAAAUAAAGUUUAUGUUGUAUUCUUAGGUCAUAUGAUAGAUAAGCACGGGGUUCGCCCAACGGAUGAUAAAAUGGAAGUGAUUUUAAACACUCCGCAACCAAAGGACACAAGUCAAUUGAAAUCAUUCUUAGGUUUAGUUAAUUAUUAUCAAGAGGGAAAUAUUGAUGAAGAUUUAGGUUCAAUAAUGUUGGUUGAACAGUUACCAUUAACGUUUCACGAAAUAGCAAAGGAAACAAGUGAAGACGCUGUUUUAAAAAUAGUUUAUGAACAGGUUAAGUCUGGUUGGGUUGACCAUAAAAAUUAUAAAGACUAG